Molecule: messenger RNA, 636 nt
Organism: Coccomyxa subellipsoidea C-169
Lineage: Eukaryota; Viridiplantae; Chlorophyta; Trebouxiophyceae; Coccomyxaceae
Product: DNase I-like protein
Exons: 6
Coding region: 1-636 (211 amino acids)
Biological process (GO): base-excision repair
Cellular component (GO): nucleus
Molecular function (GO): DNA-(apurinic or apyrimidinic site) endonuclease activity; phosphoric diester hydrolase activity; double-stranded DNA 3'-5' DNA exonuclease activity
Source: RefSeq, a predicted model, not a curated record
AUGGCCAAGGAAGGCCUGACCAGGAUACACUACAACCCUUCAGACAAAUUCUGGGACAGGUAUAGGAGGGAGGACUUGGAAAUGGUUGACAACCAGGGGCGCUGUGUCAUCACGGACCACGGUGCAUUCGUGCUGUUCAACUGCUACGGCCCAGCAGUUACAAACAUCACGAGCGACCGAUUUGCAUUCAAAAUGCAGUACUAUGAGGCCACCAUGCUCACAGACCGGCCAGACAGAGCAUGGUUUCGGCGAUGGCUGCACCAGGAGGGCGGCCCCCUGGUGGAUCUAUUCAGGAAGAUGCAUCCGAGUGAGCAGAAGGCCUACACUGUCUGGAACAUGGCAACGCUAGCCAGGAAGCGUAAUCACGGUAGCAGGGUGGAUUUCCUGCUGGCCGGCAGGCCUGAUCCAGCCAUGAAGGACCAUACAGCAGCCCCAGAAGAGAAGGAACUAGCAGGGGAGCCCUUUGAGGACCUGUUCACAGACGUGCGCAUCUGGAGCACCUUUGAGGGCUCAGACCAUGCGCCGGUGUGGGCCGAUCUGCAGCUGCCAGGCAGCUUCCGCAAGGGGGAGCGACCUCCCCCCCUCAGCCUAGCCAACAGGAGAACAGGUGCAAACGCAGCGGGCGCCGCCAGCUAA